CAUUUACAUCUGAUAACAAUUUACAUAGUAUCACAGAUUGACCUCCCAGGAAUACCAGGCCAGGAUGAUAAAACAGUUAUUUGUCCUCGCCGUCAUUCAUGUACUACUGACAUGUUCAGCUAACGCUCUGUCGAGACAUCGACGUGUGAUUGGUGGGAAGAUGGCGGGAGAUGGAGACUGGCCGUGGUUGGUCAGUUUACAUGGAGAGAUCGUAACCAAGAAACUCUUUGGUUUUAUCCCCAUUGCUCACAAGCAUUUAGUGUGUGGCGGAUCUGUGUUAAAUGAUAGGUGGAUUCUCACGGCAGCACACUGUUUUUAUGAUAGAAAUGGCGGAACUGAAAAACGGAAGCCAUCAAACUGGGAGGCCAAACUUGCCUCUGUGACAUUAAAAUCAAACCCGAUAGAAAAGAUCAAGAAUUUUCUAGGGACAUUAUUCAACAAAGAAUCGUGGCGGUACUGGGAGGUUGACGUGGAACGCAUUGUCCUGCAUCCCCAGUACAGCAAUAAAAAUUUUUGGGAACAUGACAUAGCCCUGGUGCGUCUGUCUCGAAGCGUGCCGUCUGGACCUCAUUACGACAAAAUAAAACGAGUCCCACUGCCAUCGGUUGACAAUGCGUCAUUUCCGGGAGUAGGGGAUGAUUGCGUCAUGAAAGGAUGGGGAUGCAGAUCUGGAGGUGCUAAAUUGUCCUUCAAAGCCCACAGCGUAUCACUCCCUGUUUAUAACAAAAAGUCGUGUGCGAAGAUAUACGGAACGAGGGACAUAGGAGAAAGAAUAUGUGCAGGAUAUUUGUAUAAUGGGAAGGGAAUUUGUAAGGGAGAUAGCGGUGGUCCAUUAACUUGUAGGAACAAAGAUGGUCAGUGGAUCCAAGUGGGUGUGGCUUCGUUUUCCAGUCGGGACCGCCCCGGAAGUUACCCCGCUGUAUUUACACGUGUUUCAGCAUAUUUAGACUGGAUAAAGAAAACAAUAAAGGGAUGAAUUCUGUGAAAUCCAUUAUCUUGAACAUUUUUAUAAAAUCAUUUUCUCUUCGAAAUACAAUUGACAAAUAAUUAGGAAAACUAUACGUCUUGUAAAAUAGGAAUAAUCAAUCCAUGUAAAGCAAUGUCCAAAUCAUUCAAAUGACGUUGUUUCAAUGAAAUUAAUAUAAAAAUAUCCUAUGCAAGUACAAUAUUUAAAUGUUUAAUUAAAGCCCGAAUAAUACUCUAA
Ostrea edulis (European flat oyster) is the source of this 1204-nucleotide messenger RNA. Its product is annotated as coagulation factor XI-like. Lineage: Eukaryota; Metazoa; Mollusca; Bivalvia; Ostreida; Ostreidae. The record is from RefSeq and is a predicted model, not a curated record. Gene Ontology annotation, molecular function: serine-type endopeptidase activity. Gene Ontology annotation, biological process: proteolysis. The coding region runs from base 65 to 976 and encodes 303 amino acids. The transcript is spliced from 7 exons.